Closterium sp. Naga37s-1 is the source of this 1863-nucleotide messenger RNA. The record is from the annotation of a GenBank genome assembly. NCBI's taxonomy places the organism in Eukaryota, Viridiplantae, Streptophyta, Zygnematophyceae, Desmidiales, Closteriaceae.
AUGUUCGGCCGGCCAGGAGCAGAAGGUGAUGCGGGAAUGUCUGCUUCCGCCGCCGCCGCUGCCGCCGCCGCCGCCGCAGGAGGCGCUACGGCUGACGGGCUCGGCGCAAUGGGGGGCAGCAGGCAUAGUCGGUUAGAUCUGGCGGGGGGGGAUCCGCGGCUGGGGUUAUCUGCGCCAAGGCGGGCAGCGGGGGAAGAAGCGGAGGCGGGGCGGGGCGGGGCAACUGCUGGAGGGGAUGGGGGAAGUUUUGGCGGGCUCGGGGUGUUCCGCUCCCCGUCUAGCAAGGGAUUGGCGUCAGGCGCGUUAGGCGCGGCAGCGGAUGCGGCAGCGGCAACGGCAGCAGCAGCGGCAACGGCAGCGGCAGCGGCAGCAGAGCAGGCGCCUACCGCGGACGCAGCAGCUGCCAUGACCGGCGCCUCCGCCGCAAGCGCCGCAGCCGCAGCCGUAGCCAAUGGCAUGGCGACAAAUGGCACUGCCGCGUCGGCGAACGGCGCGCCUCUCUCUCCGCCUCCCCCGCCGUCCGUGGUCCACCCGACCCCCGAGGAAAUGGGCCGCCUGUGCGCGCCGCCUGGCGCGGCGGAAGCCGCCAGCCCGACCUCUGGCAGGGGAGAAAAGGGGGGAGCCGGCGGAAAGGGUGGGGGAAAGAGGGGUCUGGGGGGAGCAUCGAGCGGGCGGGGGGGAGGGGGAGGGGGAACGAGGGCGGGCCCGCAUGGGGGAGGGGGAAGGGAGAUUGGGGUUGGGUCGGAUGAGAAUCAUUCUGAUGAUGGGGGGAGGUCGGAAGGGGAGGAUGAGCUGGUAGCGUCGUUGGAGCAUCUGACUGAUCCGGAGGAAAUCAAACGAGUCAAGAGGAUGCUCUCCAAUCGCGAGUCGGCGCGGCGGUCGCGGCGGCGAAAGCAGGCGCACAUGGGGGAGAUGGAGACGCAGGUGACUCAGCUGCAGAUCGAAAACGCUAACCUGGCCAGCCGCCUCGGAGAAAUCGGGCGUAAAUACAGCGACGCUGCUGUCGACAACCGCGUGUUGAAAUCCGAUGUGGAGGCGUUACGAGCUAAGGUGAAAAUGGCUGAGGAGAUGUUGGGAAGGGUGAAUCACAUGGCGCAGUAUAUGUAUCACCAUCAUCACCAGCCCAUGGCUUAUCGGCAUGAUCCUGCUGCUGCCGCUGCUGCUGCCGCCGCCGCAGCGUACGGCCCGUCUGCUGCUGAGAUUGCUUACUAUCAGCACCACGCUCAUAACUCCUCUGCUGCAGCAGCGGCAGCAGCUGCGGCGGCGGCGGCUGCGGCGGCGGCAAGCGCUGGUGCCACUGCUGCUGCUGCUGCUGCUGAAGCAGCCGGUUCUGCUCCUGUUACUGGUGCUGGGACUGCUGCUGCUGCUGCUGCCGCAGCAGGAGGAGCCUCAGGAACAGCGCACUCUCAUGCGUCGUUCCAGUCUCUCCAGUCAUAUGCCUCCCACCACCAUGCAGCUGCGCUUUCAGCUGCAGCAGCACACCAUGGGGCGUAUUCCCUCGAGGCUCUGCGUGCUGGGGGUAUGCACCUCCCUGGUUCGGGUAUUUCCCCUCAUAAUUAUGCUGCUGCUGCAGCGGCUGCGGUGGCAACCGCCGCGGCAGGAGGGGGGCUGCACCCGAGCCUAGCUGCGAUGCAUGGAAUGCGUGGGCCGGCAGCAGGGAUGGCUGGACUUGGGGCAGGUUCAGGGAUGGCAGACCCAGCAGCCGCUGCAGCAGCUGCUGCUGCAGGAGGGGGAGAGGGAGGAGUGGCAGGAGGGAUGAGAGAGGAGGCUGUGGGAGGGCAUUAUAGAAUGGAGAGGAGUGCAAGCAUGGAGAGGGCAGCAAGUGAAGAACGUGCACAGAAGAGGUUCAAAGCAGCAGAAUAA